Messenger RNA from Brettanomyces bruxellensis, 1791 nucleotides. RefSeq lists its product as uncharacterized. The record is from RefSeq and is a predicted model, not a curated record. Bases 1 to 1791 code for a protein of 596 amino acids. Gene Ontology annotation, molecular function: carbohydrate:proton symporter activity. Gene Ontology annotation, cellular component: membrane. The transcript has a single exon. Gene Ontology annotation, biological process: carbohydrate transport; transmembrane transport. Lineage: Eukaryota; Fungi; Ascomycota; Pichiomycetes; Pichiales; Pichiaceae.
AUGGGUGACAUUAGUGAUAGCGUUUCUGAAAUUGAUGACCUUAAAGCUAUAAAAAGUGAGGAUGAAGAUAGUGUUGAAAUAGAUGACUUAAAGGCUAAUCAUGAUCACAUCGAAAAUGCUGCUCCUGAUGAUAUCGACGACAAAAUCAUUAGUAAAUUUUUAGGGGCUUCUGAUGAGGUCAAGGAGAGUGAGAAGCAGGAAAAGGAUAUGGGAUUUAAGGAAGCCAUAAAAACAUACCCUAAAUGUGCCAUAUGGUCUGUUGUUCUUUCUACAGGUCUUAUUAUGGAGGGUUACGAUACAUGCUUGUUAAGUUCGAUGUAUGCCCUCCCAAUUUUCUGUGAAAAGUUUGGAACAUGGGAUUCAAAGUCAAAAGUGUGGGAGAUCUCCGCAGGCUGGCAGACAGGUUUAAGUAUGUGUGUUAAUGUGGGAGAAAUCAUCGGUUUACAGAUGUCUGGUUUUUUUGCAGAUAAAUUUGGAUACAGGUAUACUUUGAUUGGUUCAAUGGUUGUUCUUGCUGGAUUCAUAUUUUUAUUGUUCUUUGCCAAGUCAUGUGUCAUGAUUGCCGUUGGUCAGGUUCUUUGUGGUAUUCCAUGGGGAUUCUUCCAGACAUUGGCAGUCUCAUACGCUUCGGAGGUUUGUCCGUUGGCCUUGAGGUACUAUCUUACAAGUUAUGUCAAUGUCUGCUGGGUUUUCGGUCAAUUGUUUGCAUCUGGUAUAAUGAAAAAUUCUCAAGAGGCAAUGGCCCACACAGAUAUGGGAUGGCGUCUUCCAUUUGCUUUAAUGUGGAUCUGGCCUGUUCCAAUUAGUGUUGGAAUUUUCUUUGCACCGGAAUCACCAUGGUGGCUUAUCAAGAAAAACAGAAUGAACGAAGCUGCGCACAGUCUCAAACGGUUACUCACAAUACAUGAAAAAGAUAGAAGAGAUUUGAUUAUCGGAGCAAUGGUCAAGAGAAUGAAGUUUACUAGUGACAAAGAAGACACGAACGGUGAAACAGGCACUUACAUGGAGUGCUUUUCAAGAAAAAAUAUAAGGAGAACUAGAAUUGCAUGUAUGACAUGGGUUGGACAAAAUGCUUGUGGCUCCUGUCUAAUGGGAUAUUCCACUUACUUCUAUGAAAAGGCUGGUAUGUCCACGUCCGCCGCCUUUGAUUUCAGUAUUAUUAUGUACUGCCUUGGAAUUAUUGGUGCUUUUGCCUCCUGGAUUAUUUCCCAUAGUAUUGGUCGUGCAACAAUUUACAUUGGAGGUAUGGGUAUUCAAACCAUUUUGAUGUGGGUUACGGGUAUUCUUGGAUUUAUCAAGCAAACGAGUGCUGUUGGUUGGGCCGUCGGUUCAUUAUUAUUAGUUUUCACUUUGGUGUAUGAUAGUACUGUUGGACCAGUUACAUAUUGUAUUGUUCCAGAAAUUCCAUCAGGAAAGGUCAGAACAAAAACUGUGGUCAUUGCAAGGAAUCUCUACAAUAUUUGGGGAAUUUUCAAUGCAGUCAUCACUCCUUAUCAAUUGAAUUCUACGCAAUGGAAUUGGGGUGCAAAGACAGGAAUAUUUUGGGCCGUCCUUUCUACAUUGAUAUUUGUUUGGUCUGUGUUUGAUUUGCCCGAAACAAAGGAUAGAACAUUUGCCGAAAUUGAUCAAUUGUUCGAAGAUCAUGUUUCUGCAAGAAAGUUCAGAUCUACGGAUGUCGAUCCAUUUAAUGACGCUAAACUUCUUAAACAAUUCGACAAGAAAAAGCUUCACGAAUUGGGUAACAUUGAUGUUGGUGAGCAUGAUACGGAAGAUAUAAAGGAGUUGGAAUAA